Messenger RNA from Sardina pilchardus (European sardine), 1690 nucleotides. RefSeq names its product P-selectin-like. The transcript is spliced from 9 exons. The record is from RefSeq and is a predicted model, not a curated record. Gene Ontology annotation, molecular function: calcium ion binding. NCBI's taxonomy places the organism in Eukaryota, Metazoa, Chordata, Actinopteri, Clupeiformes, Clupeidae. Bases 139 to 1293 code for a protein of 384 amino acids.
GAGGUGAGAGCAGCGUCCUAUACCUCAAUAACACACACUCUGAUACGGUCAGAGAAACCAGCGAAAUAGAAAGAACCACGGAUAGCACCAGGACAGGCCUACCUGAGGAACUGAAAAAGAUCCAUCAUCUCAGCAGACAUGACCUGGGCAAGCUGCAAGAUACAGCAGAGCACAUGGACCGGCAUCAUGAGCACCCUGAAGCCAGUCCUCUUGAUACUAGCCCUAUCGCUCUUUAUCCCUGGACAUGUGGUCUGCUGGACAUACAGUUCUUCAUCCCAUAAAAUGAAUUGGACAACGGCGCGCAACUACUGCAGGACAAACUACACCGAUCUAGUAGCCAUCCAAAAUGAGAAUGAGACAAAUCACCUUCUGACCAUACAAGACAUUAUUCCACAUAAGUACAGUGCACCACACUACUGGAUCGGCAUCAGGAAGAUAAAUGAGAUCUGGACCUGGGUGGGGACCAACAAAGCGCUGACUGGAGAUGGGUCAUGGGCUCCCAAUGAACCCAAUAGUGACAAGGACAAUGAAGACUGUGUUGAGAUAUACAUUAACAACGGCAUUAAGAAGGGAAAAUGGAAUGACAUCGAUUGCUCUAAGGAUCAAUUUGCCAUUUGCUAUAAAGCCCAGUGCACCAGUGAUGCAUGCAGUCAUCAGGGAGAAUGUGUGGAGAUCAUUAACAGCUUCCGGUGCUUGUGUAAUCCUGGCUUUCAGGGCUCCCACUGCCAAACAGCUGUACAGUGCCCUAAGACAACUGCACCACUGUAUGGAUGGAUGGAGUGUUGCGGUGCCCAUGGCAACCACUUCUUUGGGACAACCUGCAAGUUUGGUUGUGAGGAUGGUUUCAGGAGGGAGGGUCCAGGAGAAAUUACCUGUAAUAUCACAGGAGAAUGGAGUGAGCGUGAGCCAGAAUGCUCAGCAAUAUCUACUACAUCCUGUGGAGUUGUGAGAGAGCCUGUUGGAGGACUCAUGAACUGUUCUGGUGGAAUCAAUGAUUCCCUCCUAACCACCUGCAGCUUCCAGUGCCAGGCUGGGUUCCUACUGCUGGGGUCAACAGAGGUGACCUGUGAAGCAAAUGGCCAGUGGAAGGGCUUCAGACCAGUGUGUGCAAAAUACUCUCACUUGCUGUUGGCUGUUUUAGGCUGGAAUGUGCUAUCAGCAGUCUGCUGCUGGGCUUACUGCUGUCGAAAUGCUCAUCAAAGAAAGAAAUGUCAUCAGAAUGGGUCCAAGCAUGACCGGCUGAAUCCAGCAUAUGAUGCAACAGGACCACUAGAGGAGCCUUUCACACCGUGAAACAAUAGACAAUUUGGAGGAAUAUUCAAAAAUACUUCUUCUCCUCUUCCUUCAUCAUCAACAGGACCCAAGCACAUCCCAAUUCCCAAAUGCAUGACUUAAACUACUCUGGCAUGUUCCGGCCUUCCCUGUGCAUGCAUUGCGACUUCCAGUAAUUGACAAGAUAUUCAGAAUCUGUAAAAUCAAUGGAAUGUUUGUUAUUUAAAUAUUAACCUAAUUAUACCUAUGUUUACAUAAAUAUGUGUUUUCUGCCACUCAGUGUCAAUUUGUCUAAGUCUUGACUUAGCUACCAGGAAACCUGGCUUUGAGGUCGAAAUUUGAUAAAUGUGUUAGAAUGUAGUUUGUGUAUGUGACCACAACCCAAAUAUGAUAUCUUCUAACACAAAAUAAAAGAAGU